AUGCUUGAAUCAACUGUGGCAUAUAUAUUUUUCGCAUUCAUUACAACUGGGAUGUUACUAGUGCCCUCUCGCACGCAUUGGAAGGCCAGAAAUGCAGGGACUAUACUGAUAAUAGGCUGGGUCUCAGCCGAAAAUUUCUUCGACGCCAUCUCGUCUAUUAUAUUUCUAGAUGCAAGAUCCGCAAGAGCAGUAAGUUGGUGUGAUUUUGCUGGCGCUUUAAAGUACAUGUGGGGAACAGGGUGCUGUAUGGGCAGCCUACUACUGCUUAGACGUUUAAAGAUCAUUGCUUCGAAUCGGCCAGGUACUUCCAAAAAUCCAAGCAAGAAUCUCAUGUUCGCCAUCGAGAUAACUGUAGGUAUUAUUGUACCACUAUUAGAGGUUCCAUUUCAUGUGAUUGUUCAAGGGCACCGAAUGGACGAAAUUCAAGGUCUCGGUUGUUUCGUACCAAUGUACCCAAGCUUGCUGUCUGUGUUCUUGAUCAUGGUUUAUCCAGUGGUUGUUAUUUUGAUCAGUGGAGCGUAUGGAGAGUUUUAUCGGUUUUUCAAUCCAAGCCAAACAGGACUUUCCAGAUCACAGUACCUACGUUUGAUGGCAUUAGGCAUCUUGAAUGUGUGUUUAUGGUUUCCUUUGUCAUUCGCCUUGCUCAUUGCCAAUUUGACACAUCUUAAAAUUAUGCCGUACCACAACUGGAGAAGCGUUCAUGGUAAAUUUAACGUCGUGGACUUUUACCCCAUUGAAGUAUUUCAACAGCUAAACAAAACCUCUUACAUCAUUUUGGAAUUGUCUAGAUGGAUCGGACCUGUCGUUGGGCUUGCGUUCUUCCUUUUCUUUGGUAUAAAACCAGAAAUAUGGAAAUUCUAUUACAACACCAUCAAGAGGUGGAAAUUUGUGGGUUGCACCUGUAAUUAUGUCAGGUCAUUAACGGAAUCGAAAGGAAAGGAAUCAUCUCAAUACAACACAGAGAGCGAUGAUGAACAGAGAUCCAUUACUGAUGUCGCAACAUUAUGUGACGAAGGGUCAAAUAAAUGGACAGUUGAUUUGGAAAAGGGAGAAAAUUUUUGA
Molecule: messenger RNA, 1062 nt
Organism: Malassezia vespertilionis
Lineage: Eukaryota; Fungi; Basidiomycota; Malasseziomycetes; Malasseziales; Malasseziaceae
Gene: STE3
Product: a-factor receptor
Exons: 4
Coding region: 1-1062 (353 amino acids)
Biological process (GO): G protein-coupled receptor signaling pathway
Cellular component (GO): membrane
Molecular function (GO): mating-type factor pheromone receptor activity
Source: RefSeq, a predicted model, not a curated record